AUGAACGUUUCAACGCACUCAUUGGUUAAUCAAUGGGGGUUCCAAAUAGGCAGGCUCAGAAAGUUAUUGAAUACGUCACUGACAGUUCUCGUCAUUUUUUCAAAAGACUUCAUGGAUGAAAGCCUUACAUGUGCAAAAUACAGUAUCCCGGCGGGCCCCUGUAGAACAUUUUUGAAAUUUAAGCUAGUACUACUAGCUAGUAGCCUACUUUUCCUAGGAGUUAAACCAUAUGUGGGCGGAAAUCGAGAUCUACUAAGUAGGUGGGAGCGGAAGUGGAGGCAGAUCCGUGACUUGCAGAUGUAUUUUCCAAGAAUUUUGGCUGAAAUUGCUUUAAAGCCAAUCAUUGCCAUCCGAGCCAUAAGGAUGUUGAAGAAACUCUGGGCUAAAAAUACUGGUGGUUUUGGGGGCAUUUCCGAAAUGCCCCUGAGUCAGUACAUCUACAUAUUCUGGACAGACAUGGAUCAUCCGAUUCGGAUGACUCAUUGGACUGGCAGUUUUCAAGACUUCUAUAGGAGAAAACCCAACAAAACAAGAUUCCAAGGGAUGGAAAUGCUAUAUGAGCCAACAAAGUACUACUUCUUUAGUAACCUACUUUGA
Coccomyxa subellipsoidea C-169 is the source of this 597-nucleotide messenger RNA. RefSeq lists its product as hypothetical. The transcript has 5 exons. NCBI's taxonomy places the organism in Eukaryota, Viridiplantae, Chlorophyta, Trebouxiophyceae, Coccomyxaceae. The coding region runs from base 1 to 597 and encodes 198 amino acids. The record is from RefSeq and is a predicted model, not a curated record.